AUGUCGACCUUUCCACAAAUGCGAGAUGCAACAGGCCGUUGUAUCGACCUCCUUAACCGCGAACAAGACCCACCUCGAUCCGCGAAACCCACUCCCAUGGCUUCUUUUUCCCCCUUCGACCGCCGAGCCCGGCAAACCUCUUCUAUCCCAGCCACUCCUGAGUUGUUCCGGGCCGACUCAUACGACUCCCAGGAGGGACCCGGGCCAAUUUCGCCCAUCACUCCUCUAGACGAGCCGGGGUACUCAUACACCUCACCCUUUGGGCUCGGGACCCGGACUCUCCCCGAGUACGCCGUCGAGCGCCGCUUCUCGUACGAUGUUCUAGAUCGGCGGCCAUCGUACGAGGCUAAGGUUUGCACCGGUCCUGCCCCCAUCAGCCGCCAGGGGAAUGAGGAGCCGGAGAAGCGCUUCCCCUGCCGCUUCCGUGAAGAGCUCGGGUGUAUGAAGGACUUCACCACCUCUGGCCACGCCUCACGCCACGCCAGAAUUCACACCAAGCAGAAGAGUGUCCACUGCACAUAUGACGGUUGCGACAAGAAAUUCACGCGCGCCGACAAUAUGAAGCAGCACCUGGAGACACAUUUCAAAAAGCAAAAGCGCGCAACCGCGCCACGGUCUCCCCCCGGCAGCGCGAGACGAAACUCCGCUGCGAGUCGCCGGCUGCCCUCGCCGCGAUCGCUUUCCUCCGCCGCGAGGCGGUCGGCCCCGUCGCGAGAAGACCUGGCGGACCAGCCGGCGAGGAUGGCGAUCGAGGCCCAGGCAUACGCAGAGGUCAACCGGCUACCGCUGUACCCUGCGCCGCAAGUGCCCGAACGGCCCUAUUACGGGCAGAUUCUGGCGGCGACUCCAUCGCCGACCAUGCCAUCCGCGGCGAUCACGGGUCUCGAUACUCUUGCCUCGGUCGCGUUGCAACAGGAGGAGCCAUAG
Messenger RNA from Chaetomium globosum CBS 148.51, 927 nucleotides. RefSeq lists its product as uncharacterized. Gene Ontology annotation, biological process: regulation of transcription by RNA polymerase II. The coding region runs from base 1 to 927 and encodes 308 amino acids. NCBI's taxonomy places the organism in Eukaryota, Fungi, Ascomycota, Sordariomycetes, Sordariales, Chaetomiaceae. The record is from RefSeq and is a predicted model, not a curated record. Gene Ontology annotation, cellular component: nucleus. The transcript has a single exon. Gene Ontology annotation, molecular function: DNA-binding transcription factor activity, RNA polymerase II-specific; RNA polymerase II cis-regulatory region sequence-specific DNA binding.